Trichoderma asperellum CBS 433.97 is the source of this 4409-nucleotide messenger RNA. RefSeq lists its product as uncharacterized. The record is from RefSeq and is a predicted model, not a curated record. Gene Ontology annotation, biological process: tRNA wobble base 5-methoxycarbonylmethyl-2-thiouridinylation. Gene Ontology annotation, cellular component: cytosol; elongator holoenzyme complex. Gene Ontology annotation, molecular function: tRNA binding. Lineage: Eukaryota; Fungi; Ascomycota; Sordariomycetes; Hypocreales; Hypocreaceae.
CCGCCAACAUCCACGACUCUUGACUGAAAAGGGCCUCGAAUGCAACCUUGAGGCAAGGAGGAAUUAAGCAACGAAAACAGAUCGAGUCUCAGUCGUCCGAUUCUUCACGCGACGCCCGCCCGCGCUAUCAGCCCAUCGACCAGGGUUUUCUUUUUUUUUUUCUUGUUUCUUCUCCUCUCUUUCCUUUUUGUGAUCCAUGCGCUGAGCCCCUCCAAAGCCGCCGCUUCACGAUGCGCAACCUUCGCAACCUCCGGUUCGGAAGAUGGCGGCAUCCGGACAUCACUGCCGCCUGCUGGGAUCCCGAGAAUGACGAAAUUGUGUGCUCCAUUGGGCCGACGGCUCAGAAUCAGACCAUCGAGCUGGUGAGGCUGUCGGAGAAGGAUUCAAUAUCCCGUCGCACACUCGCCCGCUGGGAUGCGCCCAGUCCGACCCCCGAUCUCCUCGUCGACCGAAUCGUCAAUCUGCAGUACUUGAGCGGCAGCGCUACGACAUGUGUUGUUCUGGAAGGCGGCGAUAUCAUUACGGUUCGAGAAGAGCCGGGAGGACCCUUCGAUGUUCACAUUGAGAUCAUGGGAUCUAUCGAUGCUGGCAUUACGGCCGCACGAUGGUCCCCAGACGGAGAGCUCUUGACCGUUGUUACAAAAGCCAACACUGUCAUCUUUAUGGGAAGCACAUUCGAUCCUGUCGCCGAGGUUACCAUGACAGAAGAAGAUCUGAAGGCGUCAAAACAUGUUUCCGUAGGAUGGGGCAAGAAGGAGACACAAUUCGAAGGUCGCGGUGCCAAGGCCCUCAGAGAUCCUACGAUACCACUGAAAGUCGACCAGGGCCUUCCGAGCUCAAACGAAGACGGGUCUGCGUCCAUCAGCUGGCGCGGAGAUGGCGCAUAUGUAGCUGUCAACUCAGUUCAAAGCGGUUCUCGGCGCGCCAUCAGAGUCUACUCUCGCGAGGGAGAGCUGGAUAGUGUCAGCGAGCCCGUGGACGGAUUUGAGGGCGCUUUGAGCUGGAGGCCGUCUGGUAAUCUAAUUGCCGGUAUCCAGCGCUUGGCGGAUAGAGUCGACGUUGUGUUUUUCGAGCGCAACGGUCUGCGCCAUGGACAGUUUACUCUGCGCUCGCCAAACGGCUCCCCCUUGGAUGCUAGUGACACCAAGAUCCGACUCGAGUGGAACUCAGACUCGACAGUCUUGGCUGUUAUUCUCAGCGAUACAAUUCAACUCUGGACGACGGGCAAUUACCAUUGGUAUCUCAAGCAAGAAAUUGCCAUGGACCCAGGGUUUGCCUGCCUGGCUUGGCACUCGGAGAAGGCCCUUCGAUUUGCUGCAGUGUCGGCGGAGAGCAUGAUACUCGCCGAGCAAAUCUUCCACACAUCUCGAGGCUCAUGCCGCCUACCGUAUGAUAACGGAGUAGUCGCCGUUAUCGAUGGCGAGACUGUCAAGAUCACACCCUUCCGCACUGCCAAUGUGCCUCCGCCCAUGUCCUUGUUCGAGAUCAAAGCGGAGUCUUCUGUUGUUGACGUAGCGUUCGGGCGCCAGAACUCUUCAUUCGUGGUUCUGCACCAGAAAGGUGUAGACCUCUAUGAGCUGCCUUUGAAAAAUGGGCGAUCAACUAGGCCGGUAGAGGUGCUUAAGCUACCCUUUGAUACCCCUAAUAUGCCGGAGCAUCAUAUACCCCUAAGAAUCUGCUGGGUGGCUGACAACAGCUUGCGUUGUAUGAGCUACCAAGAUGACUUGGGCCAUCUACAGCUGGUUGUAUCGACUGACGAGGGAAACACUGCCGAAAUUAGCAUGCUAGAUAGCAAUCUGAUCCUUGGAGCGACCGCUACUCGUGAGGAUGAUUCUACUGUUGAGAGCUAUGGUCAGGACCAAUCCGGAAGAUUGUACAGGCUCUCGAAUUCUGGACAUGAACUUCUUCCAUUCCAGUUCACAACGCAACUUCCAUGGUUCGAAGUCAGCAAGCAUGAAGACGUCGAGAUGGCCUUUGGACUUUCGAGAGCGGGGCACAUCUUUGCCAACUCUAGAUUAUUGGCCAAGAAUUGUACUUCUUUUGUUGUUACGCCGAAUCACCUCAUUUACACCACUAGCAAUCACUUUGUCAAGUACGUGCACUUGACAGCAGACGUUGAGGAUUUGGAAGUUCCUGGCGAUGAUCCUGAAAAGGAUGAGCGUUGCCGUAGCGUAGAACGUGGUUCCCGUCUGGUCACAGCAAUGCCAACUAAUAUGAGCAUUGUACUUCAAAUGCCACGAGGCAACUUGGAAACCAUCUUCCCCAGAGCCAUGGUGGUUGCCGGUAUCAGAAGCUUAAUUGAUGAGAAGAACUAUGCACGGGCAUUUUCUUACUGUCGAUCGCAGCGAGUCGAUAUGAACAUUCUAUAUGAUCACAAACCCGAACAGUUUCUCUCAAGCGUUAGACUCUUCCUGGAUCAACUCGGCGAGGUCUCUUACAUCGAUCUAUUCCUCUCAUCACUUCGAGAGGAAGAUGUCACGCAGACCAUGUAUCAAGAUACCAAGCGAUCCAAAGCUCACUUCCACAGCAUCAACGCGGUCCCAGAACAACCGCCACCCUCUACGAAGCCUCAAGGUUCCAAGGUCAAUGCAAUUUGCGACGCGGUUCUGAAAGGCCUACAGUCCCUCAAAGCAACUCACCUCCAAAACAUCAUCUCCGCGCACGUCUGCAAAGUGCCUCCAGCUAUGGAUGACGGAUUGACUCUUGUAGCUGAGCUGAUGCAGGAAGACGAGAAACUUGCCGAAAAGGCGGUAGAACAUAUAUGCUUCCUCGUGGAUGUCAACCGAGUGUACGAGAAUGCUUUGGGUCUAUACAACCUUGAUCUUGCUUUGCUUGUUGCACAACAGUCUCAGCGAGAUCCAAGAGAAUAUCUGCCCUUUAUUCAAAACCUACACGUUCUUUCUGAGCUUCGCCGAAAGUUUGAGAUUGACGACCACCUCGCACGUCGGCAGAAGGCAUUGGGUCAUCUCCAGGCUCUUGAUGCAUUCGACGAACUGUGCAAGUACACUAGCAAGCACGACCUCUACCAAGACUCCCUCAAACUCUAUCGAUACGACCCGCCCCGUCUACAGACACUGACUGAAAUCUAUGCCAUCUAUCUGGAAUCGAAAUCUCAAUAUCGGGAAGCAGGUUUAGCAUACGAAUCUAUCAAAAACUACGCCAAAGCCACCAACUGCUACCGUUCAGCCGGUGCCACAUGCUGGCAGGAAUGUCUCUUCACAGCCUACCAGCAAGAUCCUCCCCUUUCUGCAGACAGCAAAGCCGAGCUUGCUACCGCCCUCGCAGACGCCCUCUGGGAGGCCAAAGACUUCUCCUCUGCCGCGACUAUCCACCUCGAUUAUCUUUCUUCGCUCGAGACUGCUGUCAAGUGUCUCUGCCGUGGCUACCAUUUCGCCGAGGCUAUUCGCCUUGUCAUUCAACACUCACGUCCCGAGCUUCUUGAGACCGCCAUUGACACUGGGCUCGCCGAAGCACUCGGCCGGACGACGGAAUUCUUGGCUGACUGCAAGGCCCAGCUUCGCGCCCAAGUCCCCCGCAUUGCUGAGCUUCGCCUGAAAGCUGCCGAAGACCCCCUCGCUUUCUAUGAAGGCGAGCGUGCCGGCGGACUGGAUCUGCCUGAUGACGUCUCCGUAGCGGCAAGUUCGCGCGUCAGCACUUCCGCCAGUUUGUUCACUCGCUACACUGGCAAGGCAGGCAGCGUGGGCACCGCGGGCACAGGCGUCAGUCGCGCUACGAGCAAGAACCGUCGGCGAGAGGAAAAGAAGCGCGCUAGAGGACGAAAGGGCACUGUCUACGAGGAAGAGUAUCUGGUCAACAGUGUGCGACGACUUGUCGAGCGCGUGGAGGCUGCCAAAUCCGAAACCGAGAGGCUAGUUUUCGCCCUCGUGAGGAGAGGCAUGGCUGAGCGAGCGAGAGCCGCAGAGGCGCUCUUGGCGGACGUGACGGAGGCUUGCGAGGUUGCGGUGAGGGAAGUAUUCGCUAUUUCGGCGGCACAGCAACUUCAACAGCAGCAGGAACAGGAGCAACAGCAGCAGCAGCAAGCUGGUGAGGCGAAUGCGUGGAAGGCUUCUGGAGGAGAGGGCGUGUUUCAGGAAUUCAUUCAAGAGCAGGGUAAGAAGCUUGAACCGCCGGUUAUUACAGGGAUGAAGAAGCUGGCAUUAUUGGGAUGAUGUUGGAGCUGAUGUCUAUGAUUUAUUUUUUAUCUUUCAAUUUUUUUUUUUUCUAUUCGCUUCAAAUGUUCAAAUAGGGAAUGAAUUACUUUGGUGAAUUUGACGAUAGAGAGAGAGAGAGAGGGGGGGAGAGAGAGAGAGAAGAGACUUGUGUGUUUGUGACUAGCACUUGUAGGCAGCUAUUCGACGUCGUUGAAUUCAUGACACUACAUUUAAGUGACCGAUUGUCUUACUGUUAAG